Molecule: messenger RNA, 1686 nt
Organism: Papaver somniferum (opium poppy)
Lineage: Eukaryota; Viridiplantae; Streptophyta; Magnoliopsida; Ranunculales; Papaveraceae
Product: F-box/LRR-repeat protein At3g58900-like
Exons: 3
Coding region: 1-1686 (561 amino acids)
Molecular function (GO): protein binding
Source: RefSeq, a predicted model, not a curated record
AUGGUAGAAAAAAUAUCUUCUUUUGGUAAUGAAGAAAACGAAGUUGAUAGAAUCAGUAUGUUACCAAAUGAACUAAUUCAUCACAUCAUGUCUUUCAGUGAUACAAAAUAUGGAGUACAAACUUGCGUUUUAUCGAAAAGAUGGAUUCAUAUUUGGAAAUCUCUACCUUUUCUCAACUUCGAUUGUUGUUAUUACCCGAGCGUAUAUGCACGGCCGGUUAAAUUUAACAAUUUUAUUAAUGGGGUAUUCAAGCUCCGCAAUGACUGUGACAUCCAAUGGUUUAGGUUGAGAUUCUAUAAAUUUAGUAGCAGUGCAACAGCAAGUGUUUCCAGAUGGGUCGAUACUGCCGUUGAGCAUAACGUUCAAGAAGUAACACUAAAAUUUCAUCAGGCAUAUAAUAGUGUUAUGACAUAUGAGAUUCCUCUUAGACUGCUUAACUGCAAAUCACUGAAAAAGUUGACACUAUUGUCUUACGGUUCAGAUGUACACAUUGUUCUUCCCAAUUCAAUGAGUUUACCACAGCUUAUGUUUAUGUGUCUUGGUGGAAUUGCACUGUCCAAUGCAGGGUUAUCGAAAAGGCUCUUUUCAAGCUGUCCACUUCUUGAAACUUUGAACUUAGUUAAUUGUGAUAUACAAACUGAUAAUCAAGGGAAUUUCACUGUUGAGUCUCUCGGUCUUAAGAAGUUUGAAUACACUUAUCAUCAUAGUAGUUGUGAUCCGAGAUAUCGUUAUCGGAGCAGCACUAGUAGUAGUUCUCGGCGACAUCAUCUUAAUCCUAAAAUGAUGAAGUUAUCUUCCCCUAAUCUCAUCAGCUUUACCGGUAACUAUGGAGAUAAAAACCAACAACUGUUCGCCGAGGAAAAAGAAGUGAAUGCUAUACAUAUGGUUAAACUUCUUGUGGCCGUUUAUAAGGUGGAACAACUCGACUUAUCACCUGGAUUCCUUGAGUCUAAAACAACUUCAAUGGUGUACAUCGGUACUCAUUAUCAGCAUUCAUUUCAUUGUUUGGAUAUAGGAAAAUUGUUAGACGCUGGAGAUGAUUGGGAGGUAGGAUUCUCAUUCCCAGGCAUGCUGUCUCAUCUCAGCACUGUCCGUAUUGAAGAAAUUGUAGGAUGUGAUGCGGAGCUCAAACUUUUGAGUUUUUUGUUGGAAAAUGCGAAGGUUUUAGAGGAAGUUACUCUUUACCCUAUUACUAACUCACUUCGGAGAGUAAGAAAUCAAUUUAUGAAGAAGUUAAGAGCACUUCCAAGAGCUUCUUCACGCAUCAAAAUGGGAAUGGACUUCACACACCUAGUAUUUUACAAUGGAGAGGUAACCUUGGAUGAUGUUCUGAGGAAACCACAAAGAGUGCCAGAGAGAAGCCUAUAUAAGUUUGUUAUCGGAGCUGAGACCCGUCUUGAACAAGCCCUCGCAUUGAUUGAUAUGCUUGCACUGGAAGAGCUUGUUGAGUUUAUGAGGUUCGCUAGGAUGAGGAAAAACAUUAUUUCAUCUGAGAGGGAUCACCACCAUGAGUUGGAAGGUAUGUUUGAAGAAAUGGCUGAAUGUAUAGCCAUGGAUGAUGCAGAAGCUGCUGCUCUUGAUGCUGCUGCUGCUAGUGGUGUUGCAGCUGCUCCAGAUGCUAGUGCUGGUGGUGGUGAUGUUGCUCCUGAUACUGUUGCUGCUGCAAAUGCUCCUGGUUCUCCUUAA